Messenger RNA from Drosophila yakuba, 2383 nucleotides. RefSeq names its product ATP-binding cassette sub-family D member (gene ABCD). The transcript is spliced from 8 exons. Bases 22 to 2214 code for a protein of 730 amino acids. Gene Ontology annotation, molecular function: long-chain fatty acid transmembrane transporter activity; ABC-type transporter activity; ATP binding. Gene Ontology annotation, cellular component: peroxisomal membrane. Lineage: Eukaryota; Metazoa; Arthropoda; Insecta; Diptera; Drosophilidae. Gene Ontology annotation, biological process: peroxisome organization; very long-chain fatty acid catabolic process; long-chain fatty acid import into peroxisome. The record is from RefSeq and is a predicted model, not a curated record.
AGAAAAAAAAAACUUUCUACAAUGAGUGUUUUAUCGAAAUAUGUUGACCGGAUUGCAGAAAAAUUUGAACAUAAUGGGUUUACAAAAAACGUUUUUAGCUAUGCUAUUGUAACUAGUGCUAUACUAGCACUUACCAUUAAGGUUACCAUUCCUUACGUUAAAAACGUGCACACUACGUCUAGUGUAGGGGCCCAAAAAGGAAAAACUAAUGGCAAACUUUCACCAACGAAAAGAGAUAGCGCUGAAGAGGAUUUCCAGCUUGCAGAGGCCGAAAAGUUAUUGGUUGCCCAGCAGCUUAAAAAAAAAACUACAAAUAAUUUUGUUGAGCCUGGACUAAAUAAGGAGUUUUUAAAACAUUUAAAAAUGUUGGCAAAAAUAAUGAUUCCCCAGGCCAUCUGCUAUGAAACAGGAUUACUAAGCAUUCAUACUUUUUGCUUAAUUUCUCGAACGUUUCUUAGUAUUUAUGUUGCCGCAUUGGAGGGUGCUCUUGUUAAAUUUAUAGUUCGAAAAGAUAUUAAGCAAUUUGCCCUAGUGUUGCUCAAAUGGUUCGGAAUUGCUAUUCCUGCUACGUUUGUUAAUUCCAUGAUACGGUUUCUCGAAAGUAAACUGUCUCUGGCGUUCCGAACUCGGCUUGUGCGUCACUCAUAUCGGCUCUAUUUUAAAAACCAAAACUACUACAGAGUAUCAAAUUUGGAUGGACGCAUUGAAAACGCGGAUCACAGACUUACGGAAGAUAUUUCUGUGUUCGCAAGUUCUAUAGCUCAUUUGUAUAGUAGCCUGACUAAACCAUGCUUCGAUCUGAUGCUAAUUGGCUUGGCACUAAUGAGGUCGUCUAGAAAAAUGAAAGCUAACAUAAUAACUGGACCAGCUUUAUCAAUCGGUGUUAUUGCCCUAACAGCCCAUAUAUUAAGAAUAGUUUCACCGAAGUUUGGACAGCUGGUAUCGGAAGAGGCAAAUAGAUAUGGGUAUCUAAGACACAUACAUUCGCGCAUAAUAACAAAUGCGGAAGAAAUUGCCUUUUACGGAGGUCAUAAGGUGGAGAUGCAGCAGCUUCGGCAGGCAUACAACCGCCUUGUAAAUCAAAUGACUACAAUUUUUAACCAAAAACUUUGGUUUAUAAUGCUUGAACAAUUUUUUAUGAAAUAUGUUUGGUCGGGUACUGGAAUGAUUAUGGUAUCACUUCCGAUUUUGACAGGAAGUGACGUAGGACUUGAAACCGUUCGCAACACGGUCAUUACGGAAUCGCGAGUUAGCGAACGCACUCAAUAUUUAACAACUGCCAGAAAUUUACUAAUUUCCGCAGCAGAUGCUAUUGAGCGAUUAAUGUCCUCUUACAAAGAAAUCGUGUCGCUUGCUGGCUACACAUUUAGGGUGGCUGGUAUGAUGGAUGUGUUUGAGGAAACUGCCGUUGGAGUUUAUUGCAAGACAAGUGUAAUGGAAUUAAAUCUGUCGAACGGUAUUAUUGAGUUUCGUAAUGGCAAACCAAUAGCAAAGGGUCGGAUAAUCUAUUCAGAUGAUCCCGAAAAUAUGUCAAUAAGCCUUCGUGCAGUGCCAGUGGUGACACCCAACUGUGAUAUAGUUGUACCAAAACUUACAUUGUGCAUAGAACCUGGUGUGCAUUUGUUAAUAACUGGUCCGAAUGGAUGCGGAAAAUCGAGCUUGUUUAGAAUACUAAGUGGACUCUGGCCAAUAUACGCAGGGGAAUUGCAUAUACCAAGGCCUGUGAAAGACGUUCCAUGUAUGUUUUACAUUCCACAACGUCCAUACAUGUCAAUCGGGAGCCUAUGCGAUCAAAUUAUAUACCCUGACACGCGGGAAGAUAUGAAACGCAAGCAUAUAACUGAGAACGAGCUAAGAUCCAUUUUGAAAAUGGUCAGUCUGGAGCACAUUGCUCAACGGGAUAGCUUCGACGUUGUUCGUGAUUGGAAGGAUAUAUUAUCCGGUGGCGAAAAACAACGUAUGGCGAUAGCUCGCUUGUUUUACCAUAAACCGCGGUAUGCCCUUCUAGAUGAAUGCACGAGUGCGGUAUCUAUAGAUGUUGAAAGCUCGAUUUAUGAAAUUGCUAAAGGAAUGGGAAUUACUUUGUUAACCAUAACCCACAGGCCUACUUUAUGGAAAUAUCACACCCAUAUUUUGGAGUUUGACGGCCUGGGAAACUGGCAGUUUAGAAAAAUGGAUGGAGAUGAAGAACAAAAGGAUCAAUUUCUAUCGUAGUACCUUCUAAAUGCUUAACUCGUCUCGGCUAAUCGGAGCUUAUAUACCAUAGCGGUUUCCAAAAAUCGUACUCAUCAAGAUCGUAGGCACAACAGUAAAGGAAUACAGUCUUCCGAUGUAUAAGCGUCAGACCUUCAAAAUCCUAAUUACAUUUACGUCCAUAUAAUAA